Entrophospora sp. SA101 is the source of this 1173-nucleotide messenger RNA. Lineage: Eukaryota; Fungi; Glomeromycota; Glomeromycetes; Entrophosporales; Entrophosporaceae. The record is from the annotation of a GenBank genome assembly.
AUGCCAAUCAUAAUAUCUGAAAGUUCCGCCUCAAGUUCUACUAUCACUUCAAUUAAUACUAAUGAAAUUGUGAAUGAUGUAGUGGUUAAUAAUUCAAUAAAAAACUUACUAAGUUCAGGAGAAGACUUAGAAGCAAUCUAUCAAAAAGUUAUGCAACGUUUAUCAUUAAAUAACAUAAGAGGAAAUGAAAUCAAAAGAAGAUUUUCAGGUAAAUUACCAGAGGGUUGGGCAGACAAUUUACCUAGAUAUAAACCAUCUGAUCCUGACCUAGCUACUAGAAAAUUGUCAGAAAAAGUCUUGGAUAAAAUUGCUGAUGUUUUACCAGAAUUAAUUGGUGGAUCAGCAGAUUUGACUGAAUCUAAUUUGACACGUUGGAAAACAGCUGUGGAUUUUCAACCUGAUGAUAGUGGCUUGGGGAAUUAUGCAGGUCGAUAUAUUAGAUACGGAGUUCGUGAGCAUGCUAUGAGUGGUGCUAUGAAUGGUUUGACUGCAUAUGGCGGUAUAAUUCCAUUUGGCGGGACAUUUUUGAAUUUCAUUAGUUAUGGUUUGGGUUCUGAUGGUCCUACUCACCAACCAAUUGAAACUUUGGCUAGCCUUCGUGCAUUACCAAAUAUAUUAAUAAUACGCCCUGCAGAUGGUAAUGAAGUUUCAGGUGCUUAUUUAGCUGCAAUACAAAGAUCAAAUUGUCCAUCAGUACUAGUUCUUUCUCGUCACAGUAUUCCUCAAUUGGAAGAUACUUCAGUUGAAAAAGUUCUUAAAGGCGGAUAUGUCUUGAAAGAAUGUGACAAUGCGCAAAUCACUUUAGUUGCAACGGGAUCAGAAGUAUCACUUAUCGUUGACACAGCCAAAUUACUAGAAAAAGAUCAAAUCAAUACUCGUAUUGUAUCUUUACCAUCGUUUGAAUUAUUUGAAGAACAAACUAAGGAAUACCAAUGGUCAGUUCUACCUGAUGGUAUUCCUAUAUUAAGUGUUGAGGCACUUUCUACAUUUGGUUGGACCAAAUAUGCUCAUGUAAAUUUUGGUAUGAAAUCAUUUGGCUCUUCUGGGCCUUAUAAAGAAGUUUUCAAAAAAUACGGCUUUGUGCCAGAAAAAAUUGCAACUAUGGCAAAACAAACUAUAGAUUUCUAUAAAAAUAACCAUAUUCCCUCUGUAAUUGAUAAACCUUUGAUUUAG